AUGCUCGUGUCGAUCGGAAUACCCCCUUACGUCCUAUGCGGCGCUGCCCUCGCUUUGGCUGCGUCGUUGUUUUGGUUCUACAGGACAUUCUUCAACUCUACAUCGACGACACUUGCAAAUGUCCCACUCCUCACCAAGCAGCCCGAUCUCCCCCAAGGAUGGUGGACAGAUUCUGAAAGAUUCAAAACCGAGAAGCGUGCGAUAUUUAGCCAGACUUGGAUCUGCGUGAGCCAUCGCAGUCGCUUCGUCAAGGCCGGGGACUACAUCGCCUUUGAUAUUGCGGGCUUCCGUGUCCUCCUCAUGCUGGGAAAGGACGGGACCGUACGAGCAUUCCACAAUAUUUGCCGCCAUCGUGCUUUUCCCGUGGCCAAGAAGGCAUCUGGAUCUUCGACUGUGCUCGGUUGCCGAUACCAUGGAUGGAGCUACGAUACAAAGGGCCAGCUCACAAAAGCGCCUCAUUUCGACAAUGUCCCUGGUUUUGAAAAGAGCCAAAACGGACUCUUCCCUAUCCACACGAGAGUUGAUGAUGGUGGAUUCCUUCACAUCAACAUGAGUGCGAGUGAACCAGCUGGAGACGAGCUGUCACAUAUGAAAAAGACUUCUCAACUUGCCGGUAUCACUCAAAGCUCUCACUUUAUUAACAGCUGGGAAGUACAGGGAAACUUCAACUGGAAAGUAAUAGCCAAUGACACCCAACAUACCUUUCAAACACCUGCAACGGAGGGUGUCUCUCGUCUCUUCUCUGCCAAAGACUCCGUGUCUACAGGCCAGCAGCGUCUUGGACCGCUGACUACUGUAUCUCCAAAGCCUGGUAGUCCAAUCUGGUACCAGGUAACAUACUCUCCAGACUCUGUCGGGCAGACAACGGUACGAUGCGACGUAUACUCGACCAAGAAGCCUGAUGCACAUGCUUUUGAUAGCGGUGCAAAGGCUAGUUUGGAGGAUCAAAUUCAAGCCAUGGUCCAUCAACACGAAGGCAUUUACACCAAGCUCACCGGCCCAGACUUUGACGCGCUUGGUGGUGGAUAUGAGCAGGCCAAGAUUGCUGACAUGGUCGACGCGCAUCUUGAGAAGGAAAAGCUUCAAGGGCAAGACAUCAAACCAGCUACCAUCCAGCAAUGCAGAAGCGCAGCAUACAUGCAAGCUGAAGGAAUCUGUCGAGCAAUGGAGUGUGGUAGUGAAAAGCUGGCUUGGUGA
Messenger RNA from Fusarium keratoplasticum, 1197 nucleotides. RefSeq names its product Rieske domain-containing protein. The transcript is spliced from 5 exons. Lineage: Eukaryota; Fungi; Ascomycota; Sordariomycetes; Hypocreales; Nectriaceae. The coding region runs from base 1 to 1197 and encodes 398 amino acids. The record is from RefSeq and is a predicted model, not a curated record. Gene Ontology annotation, molecular function: 2 iron, 2 sulfur cluster binding.